Messenger RNA from Malania oleifera, 600 nucleotides. RefSeq names its product L-lactate dehydrogenase B-like. Gene Ontology annotation, molecular function: L-lactate dehydrogenase (NAD+) activity. The coding region runs from base 1 to 600 and encodes 199 amino acids. The record is from RefSeq and is a predicted model, not a curated record. NCBI's taxonomy places the organism in Eukaryota, Viridiplantae, Streptophyta, Magnoliopsida, Santalales, Ximeniaceae. The transcript has 2 exons.
AUGAAUUUCAUAAAUCACUUGAACAUCCUAACAUUAAUUCUUUUUUUUUUUUCCCUAUGUACAAAAUUUGCAAAACUUAUUAAGGCAUACAUUGUUGGGGAGCAUGGUGAUAGUUCAGUAGCACUGUGGUCUAGUAUAAGCGUGGGAGGAGGUCCAAUUCUAAGUUUCUUAGAGAAGCAACAGAUAGCAUUUGAGAAAACGACUCUUGAGAACAUCCACAAAGAAGUGAUUGAAAGUGCAUACGAAGUUAUUCGCCUCAAGGCUUACACCUCAUGGGCCAUUGGUUAUUCAUUGGCAAGCUUGGCUCGAACCAUCCUUCGGGACCAAAGGAGGAUUCACGUAGUCUCUGUCCUUGCCAAGGGCUUCUAUGAAAUCAAUGGUGGUGAUGUGUUCUUUAGCCUCCCAACGCAGUUUGGAAGGAAUGGAGUUCUUGGUGUGACUAAUAUUCAUAUAACAGAUGAGGAGGCUCAACAACUUCGAGAAUCGCUAUUGUACGGCUCUCUGUGGUGUAAUAUGGUGUUGGCUAUAUUUAAGCCAUUGGGUCAGUCUGAAUCUGUCCAAUUUCAGCCUACGCGCCAAGCGAAUCGCAUGGCUGCCUGA